UAAUGACGUGCCCCUUGCUGAUAACACUCCGCUGUCAAAUGAAUGUGUUCGUUAUUUUCUCAGCAUUUUCCUUUCGGUUUUAGUGCCUUGAGAUACACUUGACAAGCUUAAAAACACGGUCACUGGGUAAAAUAAACGUUUUAGACGUCGUCUUUAGGCGAGAACGCGAACUAUUUCAGUUGUAUUUAAUAAGCGGAGAGCUUAUUCGGUGCUACUCUGUUAGCUAGCUAGCGGUUAGCAUUGCGCUACCUCAGCCGGUCGCUGACCGCUAGCCUGCUAUAUGGCUGCAGGUUUCAGCCGUAAAAUGUAGUUUUUAAAGCCGUAAACAGCUGGUUUUUUUUUUGUCGUCAACAUGUACGUGGUUACGUAAACCUUAAUUACAUGGUGUGUUAGAAAUUAGUUAGCCGGUUAGCUCGGACGGUAGCAGUUUAUAUCAGUGAUGUUCGGUUUGGAAACUGGAGGUUGUAUUAAAUGGCGGGUUGGAUGAGCGCGCGCCGACUGUGUAGCCGAGCGGCACUGAGCUCACGAGCGCCUCUGCAGGAAUCCGGCGCGCGCGUCAGGCACUUGGCAGCGUGUGCGGUCUUGCUGAGGAAACCCCAACAAUGGACGCCGUGCUGGAGCCAGAGAGCAACUUCAGCAGCACCAACGCGAAGCUUCAUCAGCUUCCCCAACAAGAGGAAGCAGUACUCAGAGCGACGCAUCAUGGGAUACUCGAUGCAGGAGAUGUACGACGUCGUAGCCAACGUGGACGAUUACAAACACUUUGUUCCGUGGUGUAAAAAGUCGCAGACGAUAAUGAAGAGAGCGGGACACGCUAAAGCGCAGCUGGAGGUGGGGUUUCCUCCGGUGGUGGAGAGGUACACGUCCAUGAUCACCAACGUCCGCCCGCAUCUCGUCAAAGCCGUGUGUUCGGACGGAAAACUUUUCAAUCACUUAGAGACGAUAUGGCGCUUCAGCCCGGGCAUUCCCGGAUAUCCCAGGACCUGCACGGUGGAUUUUUCUAUCUCGUUCGAGUUUCGCUCGGUCCUGCACUCCCAGCUCGCCACCGUGUUCUUCGACGAGGUCGUGAAGCAGAUGGUGGCGGCGUUCGAGAGCCGAGCCGGGAAACUCUACGGCCCCGAAACUCGCAUCCCCAGAGAACUCAUGUUCCAUGAAGUGCAUCAGACGUGAAACGGCCGCAGCGACCUUGCCAGACACACACACACACACACACACACACACAGACGAUUUUAUUUUUUAUUCCAUAGUCAUCGCCUUUCUAGGUCUUGACGUGGAACCAUUCUGUGUCUGAGAGCAAGAAGGUUUUAGCUGGAGGGUGGGGUCCUAAUUUUCUCGGGCAUUAUGAUUGGUUAAAACCGUCGUUUUCCUAAACAUGAAAUAAUUUAGGUGUUAAUUCUGAAGCAGCGAUAUUACGCUCCUCGUAGUACACUUGAGAACACCUGUUUUAAUGCUAAUGACAUUUUAGGUGCCAUCUUGGAUUAUUUAUUGCACCAGAUUAUUAUACUGUCGAAAGCUGUAAUUACUGUAAAGUGCAAUUUGUUGGAAGGAUGAAGAUUUUGUUCCACUUUAAGCGUGACUGUGAACGUGGGCGAUACGGCGACUGCAUCGUGCCACGAUACUCGUAGACGUUUUCGCACACAUCGCUGGAGUUGGUAUGGUGUAUCGUGAUGUUAUUUAUCACGAUACUGAUAGUCAUAUCAUCAUAUCGCCCAACCCUGGUCCACAUAACUUAAAAAAUCUGACCAUUAUAAUAAAUAAAUAUAAUAAUC
Messenger RNA from Pangasianodon hypophthalmus (striped catfish), 1769 nucleotides. RefSeq names its product coenzyme Q-binding protein COQ10 homolog A, mitochondrial. The record is from RefSeq and is a predicted model, not a curated record. Lineage: Eukaryota; Metazoa; Chordata; Actinopteri; Siluriformes; Pangasiidae. Gene Ontology annotation, cellular component: mitochondrion. Bases 472 to 1170 code for a protein of 232 amino acids. Gene Ontology annotation, molecular function: ubiquinone binding. Gene Ontology annotation, biological process: cellular respiration; ubiquinone biosynthetic process. The transcript is spliced from 5 exons.